ACUGCCUCGAACUGAAACUGACAAUUAGUCGCCGUCUUAUGCUCCUCGCCAAAAGUCGCUUCUUGCCCCGCACUUAGCUCGAAAACUCAAAACUUGCACAACGGCUCCACAUCUAAAUAUAUAUAAAAUAUCUAAUCGGAGAAUAACGAUCGUGUGAUAUUACUGCCGCAUCAAGAACCAUAAAUAUUACUUUUCUAAAGAAAAGCAAAAAUUGUGAAAACAAUUUUAAGUUUCCUGUUAAAUUGGUGAUCUUCAAAUAAUGAAAAUUGUGAAUCUUUUAAGAAGUUGGAAAUUAACGCAUCAAGAUGAAACGUAGAAAAAGCAGAAACAAAGCAUCAACUGCUGAACCCAAACGUUCCAGAACUGGAGUCAUGUCAUGGGAUUGUUAUAUAAGGGUUCCAAACUCCUGAACAUAACUCUGGAUUCCCUGGAAGAUCAAGAGGGUGGAGCUAUGUACAUAUCGUGCGAUGUCUCAAACGGCGGUCCUGUGGAACCAGAGACGGGCUAUGUGCCCAACAAUCCCCUGUUCGGCUUGGCGCUGGACAGCCCGCAGCAAGAGUGUGCCGCUUCCUGCGUUGGCUGUUUAUCCUGCCAAGGCAGCACCGCCUUACCUAUCUCCUCGCUUACCAGUAGCGACUUCGACUGCGGCGGUUGUUUCGAUACCACGAUUGGAGUGGGCGUGGGCAUCGGUAGCAGUCACAUCCAAAUCAGCACCACACCGCCGGCGAGCAGCGGCAACGGAAGCAGCAACAACGGCACCGGAGGAGGCUCCUCUGCGAAUCACGGCUACUGGAGCACCGACGAGAUGGCCUCCACAUUCCCCGGCCUACCACCGCUGGACAUUGAUCCGCUGCCCAGUUUAUUUCCCUUCUCGCCUUGUGGUGCCUCCUACAACUUUGCCGCCGGAAAUCCGCACCAAGCCUCGCUCUCCUACACUGUGCAUCCCCACCAGAUGCUCAUCUCGCCCAAUUCCCACAAUCAUGGCCAGAUGCACUCCCAGCACCAACAACACCAGCAGCAAUCCCAAAGUCAGGCAUCGCACGUUGGCAACUCGCUCCUCCAAAGCAGUGGUGCCAAUAAUAUGGGCACUAAUGGUGUCUCAACUGGAGCAGGUAACUCCGCUGCCUGUUAUUAUGAAACAGCUGGGACCGCUCCACCACCUCCUCCCCCGACGACUGCCAUGUAUCCCAGCAUGAGUGUGAACGUAAGCAUGAACAUGACCAUGCACCACGGCUACGGGGCCGGAGAUGCCAGUGGAGUCCCGAUGCAGUGCUCUCAGAUGAACUGGACUCCGCCUAGCAACUCUUCCUCGGCGGCAGCAGCAGCGGCAGCGGUAAAUGUGCUGUAUCCACCGCUUCUGAGUCCAGGUCACUAUCCCGCCUCGGCAACGUACUCCUUUACGGCAGACUUCCGCGCACCGGCCCCCGCGGGAUUGGGCUCCUUGCCCUCGCUGACAGUCGGGGAAAAGGAGUCUCCAUCGCCACCUACCAACACUGCUUUGGGUAGCUAUUAUCCUACGGCGGUAACCAAUCAGGGGUACACACCGCCCCAUAAAAGUCCCACUAGUUACCAGGCAGCCGCCCUCGGAUUAAGCCUUUCCGCUUUCGAGGAUGAGGAGGACAGCAACGAGGAUUUGGAUGGGGACGAGGGCAGCAGUGGCGGUGAAAUGAAACCCAAUCUGUGCCGACUGUGUGGUAAGACAUAUGCCCGACCCAGUACGCUGAAAACCCAUCUACGGACCCAUUCCGGCGAAAGACCAUAUCGAUGCCCCGACUGCAACAAGAGCUUCUCACAGGCCGCCAAUCUGACGGCCCAUGUACGCACACACACCGGCCAGAAGCCGUUCCGCUGCCCCAUCUGCGACCGGAGAUUCUCGCAGAGCUCCAGCGUCACCACGCACAUGCGCACCCACUCUGGCGAACGGCCGUACCGCUGCUCCUCCUGCAAGAAAUCCUUCUCGGACAGCAGCACCCUCACCAAGCACCUGCGCAUCCAUAGCGGCGAGAAGCCCUACCAGUGCAAGCUCUGCCUGCUCAGGUUCUCGCAGUCUGGAAAUCUCAAUCGGCACAUGCGCGUCCAUGGGAACAACAACAGUAAUAAUGGCAGCAAUGGUGGAGCAGGAGUUGGAGGCGAAUCCUCCGGCGGAAGCGGAAGUGUGGGAAGUGGCAACAGCCUCCUUACAUGACAAAAGCCACGGAGUGCAGGCGGUUUCCAGCACUACCACCCCCCGCACACCCACCAUAUGCACCAUCAGCACCACCAUCAUCACCACGCCCACAUGGGCAAUUACGACUACGGGAACUACAGCAUCGGCGAUUACACUCCACCCGGAGCAACACAAAACUAUUCAGGGUAUUAUUUCUGCGCACUUAACAAACCGCCCAAGUUCGAACGAUUCUACUAGGGCCCUGAAGCUUAGAGAUCCAGUCCAGAAGAAGUCCUUGCAGAAGGUCAUACAGACACUGAACCUGCAAAAACCCAAUUCAAACCAUUUGGUGAUUUCCCACGAUUAUGGAAUUAUAAAAUCUCAUAAAAUAUAACAUUUGAAAUUGGCAAAUGUAUUCCAACAACGUAUGCAAACUCAAAUUUGAUCUGCAAUAUAAACAAUGAUUCAGAUAUACAUUUAUAAAACUUGGUAGUCCACGGAACUUAAUGCCAUAAUUAAGAUGAUUUGCUGUAGACAAAUAAUUUAGGUUGCUGAUAAAUCAUUAUAUGGACGAAACUGUCCCUUUAUAUCAAAUCAAUUCCUAGUUAAACCUAAUGAUACUGUAAUCAUUUCCAUGACCCCUCAACAAAAUGCAGUUUAAAAUGCUCAAAUGAAAAAAAUAUGUUGGAUCGCGGCGAAUCAAACAAAUGUAGGCCUAAGAGCUGCACUGUACAUACUUAUACAUAUUUUAUUUAUUAUAUUCGCCUAGCCUAAUACGUCUUAAGUCCAAUUUAGUUCAUCUAUGACAUAAAAUAAGGUAGUUGAAAACACGCAUAAAUCUAUUCCAAAUUAGCCAACGAAAUAGGAUUUAAGUCGGAUACGAGUACGAAUCAUAAGGACAACCAACACAGCAGCACCCAAAUCGAGAAUAUUCAAAUUAAAAUUGCCAAGGCAUAAUACACAUUAAUACCUUUACACUGAUAUAGUUAUACUUACUAAGCUUAACUUAGUUGUAGAUGUAAGACAGGUGCUUUGACUUAAGCCAAUUUUUGAGUAUAUAAUGAAAAAUAAUAAAUAAAUUAUGAAAUUUAA
This is a messenger RNA of Drosophila eugracilis, 3238 nucleotides long. RefSeq names its product protein glass. NCBI's taxonomy places the organism in Eukaryota, Metazoa, Arthropoda, Insecta, Diptera, Drosophilidae. The record is from RefSeq and is a predicted model, not a curated record. Gene Ontology annotation, biological process: regulation of transcription by RNA polymerase II. Gene Ontology annotation, molecular function: RNA polymerase II cis-regulatory region sequence-specific DNA binding; DNA-binding transcription factor activity.